CACUCAUCAUUAAAAAUAGCGGAGAGGGUGUGAGAGAGUGCGGUAGGAGAAGGCUGCAUGAGCCCCGUAUUUCGAUCAUGUCCUCAUCCGGGACUGACUCAACUUUAGGAUACUUUGACAGCAUCGUGGCUCCUUCCAAGCGUGUUCACCAAGUUUGAUUUUUUUUUUAGAUUGUAUUUUUAUGUAAUCUCUUUUUAUUACAUAGGCUAUAAAAUCAUUUUGAUUCCAUAUCUGAAUAGAUGUAUUGCCAGUCAACGUAUCUUUAUGAAGCACUCAACUAUUUGUGAAUUCCUCUGGGAAGAACAGGUGUUAAAAAUCUGCGGAUUCAAUACAAACGAAGGCAAACAUUUGUUACAAAGUUGCAAUUUAGCGUUUGGAUAGGAACAACACAGGAAGAGGUCUUGAAGACGGAUGUAACUCCAUGACCAAUGUCGCGCGCGGUAACGAAUUUAUGAUUUGACAAAUGUUGCUCCCAAAAUUGUGACAGUAGUACUUUCCUCGACGUGCUUUGGAUUUGUCUUCUACGUUCAACGAAUUGGACCAGUAGCCUAAUUAUCGGUCAGAAACCAAGACAUGGGGACUCAGGGCACCGGACGAAAAAGAAAUCCCAAUAAGGACAGGUCGACGGCCGAGGAUGAUGCCCUUAAUCUCAUAUCAAGAGAGGCAGAGGCCAGGCUGGCAGCAAAGAGGGCGGCCAGGGCAGAGGCCCGAGAAAUCCGUAUGAAGGAGCUGGAGAGACAACAGAAAGAGAUCUAUCAGGUUCAGAAGAAAUAUUACGGCUUGGACAACAAAUCAGACAAAGUAGACAGCGAAUGGGGACACAUCGAGCAAUGGAUGGAGGACAGUGAGAGGUACUCACGCCCCACACAGAGACAUACUUCGAUCUCAGACGAUGAUGAGCGGAUGUCUGUGGGCAGCCGAGGCAGUGUGAGGUCGGAUCUUGAUGCAAUAGGGGCCUACGGAAGAGGGGAGAAGGACAAGAAGUCCAAGAAAAAGAAGAAACACAAAGACAAACACAAAGAUCGUGACAGCAACGGCUAUGACAAUGAGUACAGUACUAUAUCCAGUCGGAGCUCCAGACUCGGUGAUGAGAGCACUAGCAGGGUCUCUCGCUCGUCCAGACUAGAUCUGCAGCCGAGCUCCGGACUCAGUGAUGAGAGCAUUAGCAAGGUCUCUCGCUCCUCCAGACUGGACCUGCAACCGGCAUCAUAUGCUUCCUCUGACCUUAACAGCAACAAUGGUCUGUCCUCUUCUAGGCAACGGCUUUCUUCCUACGAGUCAUCCGGGCUACUCAGCCAGAUCUCCUACCGGCGCCAUCACAGGGGCUCUUUGUAUGAGGACAGUCUGUACAGUGGGUCUCGACGGGUGACCGGCUCCAGCUCUCGUCAUUCAGAGUACAAUAGUUAUCGCGGCAGCGGUUCCAGGGCGUCCUCCAGGGCCAGCUCAGCCCAUGCCAGCCCAGUGGAUGAUGACUGCAACUCUGUGGCCAGCUUCCUGCGCAGCGCGGCCACCAGCAGUGGCCUGCCCAGAGACCUGGAUCACAUGACCAUCCCCAAUUUAUCCGACGUGGAUGACCGAGAUUACCUGGAAAAGGGAUCUCGAGCCGCUUCCACCCUAUCGGCAGCCACCCUCGCCUCGCUGGGCGGGUCUUCCUCCCGGGGAGAAAGUGGUGAAACGUCCAUCACUGGCGACACAGAAACCUCCAUACGAGAGAUCAAGGAGAUUCAUGAGCUGAAGGAUCAGAUCCAAGAUGUGGAGUCAAAGUACAUGCAGAGCCUCAAAGAAGUCAAGGAUACCUUAGUGGAGGUGGAGGAGAAGUACCGCAAGGCCAUGGUGUCCAACGCCCAGUUGGACAACGAGAAGAACAACCUGAUGUACCAGGUGGACACGCUGAAGGACUCGCUCAUGGAGCUGGAGGAGCUGCUGUCCGAGUCACGCCGCGAGUACGAAGGGAAGAGCAAGGACUUUGAGCGUGAGAAACAUGCCCACGGCGUGCUGCAGUUCCAGUUCAAGGAGAUGAAGGAAACACUAAAACAGAGCGAGGAGUUACUAACAGAGAUCCGUCAGAUGCGUCUCAAGCAGGACGGCUUUGUUAGGGAAAUCUCUGACCUGCAGGAAACCGUGGAGUGGAAGGAUAAAAAGAUUGGGGCCUUAGAGCGGCAAAAGGAGUAUUCGGAUGCCAUCCGAAAUGAGCGGGAUGAGCUCAGGGAUGAGGUGGUCCAGCUGAAAGACAUUCUGAAGAAACAUGGAAUUGUCCUCAGACCUGACCUGACUGCCAAUGGGGAAAUGCUGGAGUUGGGAACUGAAGAGUCAGCCAGUGGAGAUCCAGCUUCUCAAUUGGCUCAGGACUCCCAGAUGUCGCCCAUGGAAGGGGGGAACAGCAUGCUUGGCAGAGCUCAGGAGACGGAGUUGGGAAGUAGAGGAGAUAAGGUGGUGGAUCCAGGAAGGUCCAGGCAGCAAGAGGAUACACACGAGGAGGAGGCUCAAGAGAACCAUCUGACCUCACCCACCCCCUGUAGCCUUGUUGGUGUUUCUGAAACAGAAACAUCGAGGGAGGCUCAGCCAUUCUCACCCACAUUGGGGGAGGAGGUUGAAAUUGAAGGCAGUGAUGUCAACAAAGACUCUGACAAUGGCAUACCAGUAGUAGAGGUCAAAAGUGGACCGGUCUGUGAUUCUGAGGUACUUGUGGUUGUAACAGGUCCUGAGGAAGAGGUUACAGUAGCGGGGGAGGGGUAUGAAGCAGCAGGUGUAGAGGGGACAGGGCAAGGCAGAGUAGAGGUUGCAAGCGAAGGGGAAAUGGGAAUAAAAAAUGACAAGGCAGAUGAGGCAGAGACCAAAGUUGUCAAGAGCAGUGACGACACCAAAGAGACGUCUUCAAAAGAGCCUACCUCAGAAUAUGGUGCAGCAGCUGAACAAGAGGAAAACGAAUCGAGUAAAGACGUGAAAUGUUUAGACUCAUAUCCUCUGCCUAGGGAAACCAUUGAGGACACCAUGAAAAAUGGCACACAUAUUAGCCAAGGGACAGACCUUGAUACUAGUAAGAGCCCAAUCAAAUCAAACCCUGAGCUUCAGAAAACAAAAAAGGUUGAAGCGUUACCAGAGAUGACUGACCUGCAGCCACAGGCCCAAGCAGGCAACAAGAAGAAGAAAGGCAAGAAGAAGAAGGGAGAAACACAAAGCGACGUAAAGCAGGAAGACCAUAAGAAGAGCACAACAGAAACGUGUGUAGUCUCCAUGACAAAUGGCACACAGAUUAGCCUAGGGACAGACCUUGAUACUCCUAAGACCCCAGUCGAAUCAAACCCUGAGCCUCAACCUGAGCCUCAGAAAACAAAAAAGGCAUGUGUGUUGCCAGAGACCACUGAUAUGCAGCUACAGUCCCAAGGAGGCAAAAAGAAAAAGAAAGGCAAGAAGAAGGGUGAGAAACAAGGUGAUGAAACGCAGGGAGAUAAGAUGAGCACAACAGAAGAGGAUGUGGUCUCCACCCCAAGCGAUAAGGAGCCAGUAGAGGCUGUAGGAGAGGGGGUUAUCACAAUAGAGACACAGCGAGAGGAGGGGACCAGUAGUUCACCAGAUCGAGAGCUCCAAAGCCCUGAACAAAAAGCACAAACCAUAGCUGAGGGACUGAACCUGAAGGAAGAACAACUAGAAGAAGACCGAGUAGAGCCUACCAUUGAAGUAUCUCUGACUGACCAAGCUAAGAGUGAGGAAGUUGUCUCAAAGAAGAAAAAGAAGAAAAUGAAAAAGGACAAACACAAACCUACAAUGGAAUUAGAGAAAUCAGAAGGCGAGAUAUCAGUAUUAUCCCUUGAGUCCAACAUUGGUAUUGCUGAUCCUGUUGAUCACUCCAAGUGUAUAACCAGCGCUUAUAACCCUAUGGAGGAAUUAGAAUUGACAACAGAUACUGGUACCCAAAAGGACGAGUCAGGGUACACAACCAACCCUGAUAACUUUGGAGACUGUUUGAACUCUUCAGCUGACCCAAAAUGUCCAUUGGACUCGAAACAGUCCACAGCUGGGAAUUCAAACAAUGUCAAAGAGGAAGAUUCAAUCAAGGUCUCAGUUGAAGAGGAACAAACAAUCCAAGACUCAAAGGAACAGGGGAAUAACUUUCACAGUCCCAUCGUCCUAAGACCAGAGCUCAAGGAGAGCGUGGAACCUGAAGACCUUAUCUUCCAUGAUGGUGUCGCUACUCACCCAGACCAGGCUAACGAAAAUGCAACACAAGACCUAAAAGAGGCAGGUCAAGAUAAACCAAAUGGGAGCCCAGAAGAGCGUACAAAUGCACUUGAACAUGAAGACACUUCAAUGGCAAUGCCAGCAGAUGUAGAGAAAUGCAACAAUUCAGCAGAUGAGAAAUGUUGUAGCAUAUCGCUUGACCGCAACUGCCCUGCUGCUGAGACCAUAAGACUGCCUGAACAAUUGGUGGAUCUACCUGGUUGUCCAGUCACUGACAGGAACUUGUAUGAAAACAACAAGCCAGAAACACUUGAUGCAGAAGAGGCAUCAAAUGGAGGGAUCUCUACAGAGACCGAGCUGAAUGAUACAGAAACACUUGAUGCAGAAGAGGCAUCAAAUGGAGGGAUCUCUAGAGAGACCGAGCUGAAUGAUACAGAAACAUUUGAUGCAGAAGAGGCAUCAAAUGGAGGGAUCUCUAGAGAGACCGAGCUGAAUGAUACAGAAACACUUGAUGCAGAAGAGGCAUCAAAUGGAGGGAUCUCUAGAGAGACCGAGCUGAAUGAUACAGAAACAUUUGAUGCAGAAGAGGCAUCAAAUGGAGGGAUCUCUACAGAGACCGAGCUGAAUGAUGCAGAAGAGGCAUCAAAUGGAGGGAUCUCUACAGAGACCGAGCUGAAUGAUACAGAAGAGGCAUCAAAUGGAGGGAUCUCUACAGAGACAGAGCUGAAUGAUGCAGAAGAGGCAUCAAAUGGAGGGAUCUCUACAGAGACCGAGCUGAAUGAUACAGAAACACGACUACAGGACCCUGUAAAAGAAACUCCGGUGACAAUUGACUCUUUUAGGGAACAGAGCCACAAUGAAAGUGGACCAUGCACUAUGGUGGCUAAAGCAGAAGAGCAAGAUGAUCCCAUUGAGGCCAAGCUGGAGGGUAACAAGGUACCUGGACCCAGUGAGCCGUGGAAUGACAAGGAGCAUGAAAAUGAGGGUCAAUCGUUUGACUUUUCUGACCUAGUUUCAGUGGUUCCUGCAAAUGUAUUCCCAAUAGCAUCCCAAGAGGAGGUCAGCCAGGAAAUGAGAACUAUGUCGGUAGGAUACAAAAUAGAGGUAGAGCUUGGUAAAGAGAAGGGUAACCAGGAAGAGGAGGAUGACAAACCGCAGGACACAGAGGGAGUUAGCACGAUAGUGGCACAGCAAUCAAUUGAAGGGGGGUCGGAUAAUGCACCAGAGGAGCUCCGAAGCCCUGAAGAAAAAGCACAAACCAUAGUUGAGGGCCAGAACGUGAAUGGAGAACAACAACUAAUCACAUUAGAGGAGGGGGUUAGUGUAACACACAACCAGAAAGACAUUGCAGAGGAGGGAGGGAGUGUGACUGUUGAACAGCAAGGUGUAGGGGAGAGCGAGAGGCAGCAGAAUGCAACUGAGGUAGAGGCUUUGCCAGUAGAGGAGGGGGAAGAGGCAAUCCAGUAUGGGUCACAGCAGGGUAGAAGAGAAAGUAGUCAGAGUGCAGAGGGCAACAACGAGCAAUCUAGGACAGGCUUGAAAAAAGGCAGUAAGAAAGUAAAAGGCAAGGGAAAAGAGGACUGCCGAAUGUCCUAGUUUUUAGGUCUGCACUCAAUAUAAACAA
Messenger RNA from Oncorhynchus tshawytscha (Chinook salmon), 5803 nucleotides. RefSeq names its product leucine-rich repeat flightless-interacting protein 2. Gene Ontology annotation, molecular function: RNA polymerase II cis-regulatory region sequence-specific DNA binding; DNA-binding transcription factor activity, RNA polymerase II-specific. Bases 574 to 5775 code for a protein of 1733 amino acids. Gene Ontology annotation, biological process: regulation of transcription by RNA polymerase II. Lineage: Eukaryota; Metazoa; Chordata; Actinopteri; Salmoniformes; Salmonidae. The transcript has 24 exons. The record is from RefSeq and is a predicted model, not a curated record.